AUGGCUUCCUUGAACAUCGACCCACCCCUCCUCAAUUCCGCAAACCCAUGGUGCACAAGCCUUGAGCAACUCCAGGAACUUUACGAUAGUCCACACACAGGCGCCAUCACAACGCGCACAUCCUUCUUGAAAGGCUUCCCACACGAUCCCGCGCACCACCAAUUCACUUUCUUCAACCCAUCCACCCAUAGUUCCAGCACCCCAAAUACCGAUCUGGCCGGCGAUGCCACAACAACAGGCAGUUUAAACACACUCGGCUACUCACCCCUCGUUCUCGGGCAGUACCUCAACUUCGUAGGCAAGAUCAGCGAUGCCCUGCUUUCCGACCCGCCAAAAGGAAGGGAAACCUUCAAACCAAUUCUCAUCUCCGUAACCGGAAGCGUGGAGGAAGUGGCGCAAUGCUACCAGCUCAUCUACACUAUCCAACACAGUGUGAAAAUGCCACUAGCCAUGGAAAUCAACCUUUCCUGCCCAAACAUCCCAGGGAAGACACCACCAGCCUACAACGCUGACGCCCUACGCGAAUAUCUCGCCGCGCUCAAAGUAGCCAUCGAUGUUGGCCUCACGAAAAGCGGGGGCGAGACACAGAUACCCGUUGGCAUCAAGAUACCGCCGUAUACGUACCAAGAGCAAUUCGAUGCCUUGAUAAGCGUAUUGGAGGAGAGCGCGGAGAACAAAAUGAAACCAGUCUACCUCCCCUGCCCUAUUUCUUUCAUCACCGCCGUGAACACACUCGGUUCGUCUCUGGUCUUGUCUCCACAGGACGUGGGUGGUGAAAGCAAGAUCAGUCCUGCGCUCAACUCAGCGAAUGGGUCUGGGAUUGGGGGGCUGGCGGGCGCGCCGUUGCAUCCCCUUGCGCUGGGUAAUGUGCGCAUAUUGAGGGAGAUGCUGGAUAAGAGGGAGGCGUUGAAGCGGAUUAUGGUCAUUGGGACGGGGGGUGUGGAGGAUAAGAGUGGGUUUGAGAGGAUGAGACAUGUGGGUGCGGGGGCGGUGGGCGUGGGGACUGCGUUGGGAAGGAAGGGGGUGAAGGUUUUUGGGGAGAUUGUGGAGGGAUGA
Messenger RNA from Alternaria viburni, 1056 nucleotides. RefSeq lists its product as uncharacterized. Gene Ontology annotation, molecular function: dihydroorotate dehydrogenase activity. Gene Ontology annotation, biological process: 'de novo' pyrimidine nucleobase biosynthetic process; pyrimidine nucleotide biosynthetic process. NCBI's taxonomy places the organism in Eukaryota, Fungi, Ascomycota, Dothideomycetes, Pleosporales, Pleosporaceae. The transcript has a single exon. The record is from RefSeq and is a predicted model, not a curated record. Bases 1 to 1056 code for a protein of 351 amino acids. Gene Ontology annotation, cellular component: cytoplasm.